GCUUCCUAAGAGAUUCUUCACUCAAAGCUAAAGAAAAACCCAUCCCAAACUAAAUUUCAUAUCGACUUUCAAUUCCCACAUUAAUAUAUACAUAUAUAUAUAGUUGCAAUAAAAUUCUGAGGGAAGAGAGGUUCAAUCGUAUAUAUUUAUAAUUCGAUCCAUUUCUCUGAAGAAAUUUUAGCCGUUUCAGAUUGUUCGGAGAGAUUAAUGUCGAUGAAUCUGCUGCAAUUUUGAUAAGAACCCUAAUUGAUGGGUUCUGCAGAAAUUAGGGUUUUGUAUUUGAUUCCUAAAUCUCUGAAGAAAAAAAAUCCCCCGUUUUUUUUAGCUACUGCUGAUUAAAGGGUUUAGGGUUUUUGUAAUUCGACGAAAGCCAUGAUUCCUCUGCUUUCGAUUUCGUUCGUUGUCCGAUUCGACGUUUCCGAUGAGGAAAAUCGUCUUCUUCGCAGUUUGGCGUCAGAAAUAAAUCAUUUUGCUAUUUAUUAUUAAUUAUUGCAUCGAAUUCUGAUUUAUUAGACGGAAUUCGCGAUGACUUUCGACCGCCGCCCCCACCGGAAGCUGCUGGGGGCCGCGCCGUCGGCGGGGGACGGCGGUAGAAGCCGCGCCGCCGGCGAGAAUUUCGACACGAACAUGGUGGUGAUUCUUGCGGCGCUUUUGUGCGCUCUGAUUUGUGCCUUGGGGAUUAAUUCGAUCGUCAGGUACGUCCUGAGAUGUGUACGGGCGGCGGAUUCCGGCGGCGGCGGCCGGGUGGACGGAGACGAGCCGGGUCCGCGGCGGAGAGGGGUGCAGAAUAAGGGGCUGCUGCGGCGGAUUCCGGUUCGGGUAUACGGAUCCGGGGAGCGGGUCGGGUCGACGGACUGUCCGAUUUGUCUGGCAGAGUUCGUCGACGGCGAGAAGAUCAGAGUGCUGCCGGAAUGCCGCCAUUGUUUCCAUGCCAGGUGUGUCGACGUGUGGCUGACGGCGCACGCCUCCUGCCCCACUUGCCGGCGGGUGCUCGUGGCGGAGACGGCGGGGAAUGCGCCGGCGAUUGGGGAUGCUCCGGCGACAGCCGCCGGAGCGUUUUCCGAUGAGGUAGGAUGACUCCAUUGAGAUUUUUCUUGUAAUUUUUUUUUUUUUUUUUAAUCUGUUAAGUGUGUGGAUAUGUUCUUACAAUUAUGGUAUGUUUUUGCUCAAUUUUCUUUUUUGUGUUGUUCCAAUAAAUUUUUAACACAAUUUUCUAUUA
Andrographis paniculata is the source of this 1219-nucleotide messenger RNA. RefSeq names its product RING-H2 finger protein ATL74-like. Gene Ontology annotation, molecular function: transferase activity. The record is from RefSeq and is a predicted model, not a curated record. The transcript has a single exon. The coding region runs from base 526 to 1077 and encodes 183 amino acids. NCBI's taxonomy places the organism in Eukaryota, Viridiplantae, Streptophyta, Magnoliopsida, Lamiales, Acanthaceae. Gene Ontology annotation, biological process: protein ubiquitination.